Messenger RNA from Meyerozyma guilliermondii ATCC 6260, 1332 nucleotides. RefSeq lists its product as uncharacterized. The record is from RefSeq and is a predicted model, not a curated record. The coding region runs from base 1 to 1332 and encodes 443 amino acids. The transcript has a single exon. Lineage: Eukaryota; Fungi; Ascomycota; Pichiomycetes; Serinales; Debaryomycetaceae.
AUGCCAAAAAACGAUACAGAUGAUGUACUUGACUUCAUAAAUUCGCUUCCAGAUUCCAAAUCUGGCACGCCACGGCCCGUAAAUGGCCAAGAAGAAAAGGGGGAAGAUCUUCUUGAGUUUUUAGACGAAUUGGCGGCUCAGGAUAAGCCCAAGAACCCCACCAAAUCCAAGUCUUUUGAGCCAAAAAAGAAGGAAGAUGAGCCUAAGGGUAGGGAAGCAAGCAACAAAUUGGAAAAGCAAGAAAAACCAAAGAAAAUUGCUGAAAAACCAUCAGUUUCUGAUUCAAACAACCCAAGUGAUUCCACCAAAGUUGACACCAAAGUCGAUGAUGGCAACUCGGAAACGCCAGAAAUCAUUGGUUCCAUCACCAACUGGUGGUCUACUGAAGGGUCGCUGAAGGUUUCACUGUUCUGGGGAUCACUCACGUCCAACGCAGAAAAGCUUGGUGAACAAACCUACCAAUUAGCAUCAACCACUACAAACCAAAUUAACCAACAGAGGCAACGACUUUUGAGCGAGCUGGGAAUUGACCCGAAUACCAACAUCGUGGGUCUCACAUCUCGUCUAAACUCGGCUCUUGUGUCUAUGUCUCAGCAAAUAGCCCAGGGGCUUGCUGGUGAGAGCGACGAGCUUUUGAAUGUUCUUUUGAUUCAUGACUUGUAUAAUAUAAAGUACUUGGACCGGUUGUGCCAGGACAAGUUCUCGCAUGUGACAGGGCAGGUUGAAGGUGGUAUUAAGGUGAAUGUGAGCAACUUUAACCAUCGCGACGAUGCUUCGAAAACCGACUUCAAUAUGUUUUACGGCAAGAUUAUCGAUGGGGAAAAGCUCUGUUUUGCUAAUCUCGAGUCGAGCAUCAAAGAUUAUGUCAAAGUCAUGAAGGUGGACGAAGAAGCACGCAAGAACGUCAAGGAAGAGGAGGAAUCUACACGGAAGAAGGAAGAUGGAAAUGCGAAUGAAAAUGACGAAAUUACUAACGAAGCGCCCACAGUUAAUUCUUCCAACAUUUUCAUCUCCAUCCAGCCCAUAAGCAGCGGAUCGGCAUCUGAAUCCGAUGAAAAGAAAGAGGGCCCUAUUUUGAUCGAGGCUAAUAAUAGCGACUCGUUUCUGUUCACUUUAAUCUUAAAGGACAUCACCAACGACAUUACAAUCAUCACCAAAACCCAACCUUUCCCUCUUAGAUGGAGCAGGUGGGUAUGUGGAGAAUUUCAAGAGUUUGCCGAUCUCGAAGAAAUCGACCCCAGCGAGUGGGUCAAAGACUGGAUUGGCGACGGGCUCGCGUUGGCUUUCGGGGUGUUGGCACAGGAGUAUGUGGUGAAAAGAAUGGGGUAUUGA